Messenger RNA from Didymodactylos carnosus, 810 nucleotides. Lineage: Eukaryota; Metazoa; Rotifera; Eurotatoria; Philodinida; Philodinidae. The record is from the annotation of a GenBank genome assembly.
AUGAAUAACAACUAUUCAAAAUAUCUGUUGAUUUAUACAUCAGUUUUAAUACUCAUCAGUACAUCAACACCGGUACAAGGGCAGGAUACUACAACCGAAUCCAUUCCUAUGUCAACAUCGAUAGAAGCACAGACUAGUGCACCCGAAUUCACCAUGUCAACACCGAUAGAAGAACAGACUAGUACAUCCGAAUUUACUCCUAUGUCAACACCGAUAGAAGAACAGACUAGUACAUCCGAAUUUACUCCUAUGUCAACACCGAUAGAAGAACAGACUAGUACAUCCGAAUUCACUCCUAUGUCAACAUCGAUACAAGAACAGGCUAAUGUAUCCGAAUUCACUUCUACGUCAACACCGAUACAAAGCACAUUAUUGACUACAUAUAAUGACACAUGGAACGGUACUACAAUUGUUAUUGAAACAACAAUUGCUGAAACAACAUCUAUUAUCAUACCGACAACAACAUCUAUUAUCAUGCCGACAACUACGAUAUUCUGUUAUCCAUUUGUAAAUUCAAAAGGGUGCAUCAACGCUGACACAAAUGGUGGCGUUCUUGUAACAUCCAUUAUUCUUGGUGGAUUAAGUCUUAUUGGUGCGAUUGUAUCUUCUUAUAUGGUAGUUAUCCGGAAAACGAGACGUUUUAGGCCUCCAGCACAAAAUCCAUCACAGCAUCCAAUGAAAAUCACAAACCUGUCAGAACGACAGUAUAGAGUACCAUCACAAAUUGGGAAAAUUCAUAAAAGGUUACGUCAACGUUCGAUUCCAGAUACAUUAAAAAGGAUCGAUUUUAAUCAUGACUCAAAUAAAUAA